AGCGCCUGACUGUAUAUAACUGGGCUUCUUACACCUUUCGUCAGUCGACUUCACUGAUCAAGACUGCUGAAACAGAACAGAUUAUUAAAAAUGAUGAUCAUUCUCGGUCUUCUGGCUCUGACCGCAUCAUGCUAUGGACAGUCGUGGUCCAAAGUGGCGGGAGCCUUGACCCAGGUGUCAAUCGGUGGAGCAGGCGUGUGGGGGGUUAACGCUGGCAGUAACAUCUUCUAUCGUCAGGGUACGUACGGGACCCCAUGUACCACAGGCACAGGAUGGACGCUAAUCUCUGGAGGCCUGAAACAGGUCGACGUCGGCAAAGACAUCGUCGUUGGCGUCAACAACAACGAUGACAUCUUUUACAGAAAUGGAAUGACAAGUGAAUACCCGUCUGGGUCGAGCUGGGUCAAACUGAGUGGCGCUCUGAAACACGUGACUGUGUCCCCCCGUGGCUCCAUCUGGGGAGUGAACUCUGCGGAUCAGAUUUAUUUUAGGACCGGCAUUGAUCAGACCAAUCCAGCGGGAACUGGCUGGCAACAGGUUGAUGGGGCUUUGAAGCAGAUUUCCGUAGGACCGUCUGGUGUGUGGGGCGUCAACGCUAACGACGACAUUUUUUACCGAGAGGGAACUUACGGCGGAGGCAUUACUGCGGGCAGUCGAUGGACCAAUGUGCAAGGAAAACUUAUGUACAUCACUUCCGGUUCAGGAGUGGUGCUUGGCGUCAACAGCCAAAACCAGAUCUUUCGCAGAACCGGAGUCAGUGAAUCGAACCCCACAGGAACUGCAUGGGCUCUGCUGACUGGAGGACUGACCGUGAUUGAUGAGUAUGGUGGUACCCUGUGGGGGGUUAACAGCGGACAGGAGAUCUUUACAUCGCCAACCAACUAACAUGUCACCACCAGCAACAACCUCUUAAGUCUAGACCCAGAUUUGCUUUCUAUUUGACAAUUUUAACUUCUUUAUCAUAAGUUUGUUUUUCUGGGCUGACUUCCCGGGUGCACCAGGUGACAAAUGUUUCCACAAAAGCCGUCGCUUUGUGGGAAGGUCAUUGUAACCCCGAUGCUUUAUUCUUCUAUUCUCAUUCUACCACGCCGGUAUCAUUCAGUGGUGGUCUUCAGGACGGGGUCAGACGUAAGCCCGGUCAAGCUUGCUCAGUGUUGUUGUUGGCUGGGUUGUGGGGGACCGACUCAAGCUCUGAAGUGUUUCCUGCUUGACUGUCUUAAAUCUGCUCCAAUGUCUGAGCCUUCACCUCACAUUCUGAAUUUAGGCGUUCGAAAAAAUAAAUAUUUCUUCCAUUAAAGUUGACUUUGUUUAUA
This is a messenger RNA of Pomacea canaliculata, 1313 nucleotides long. RefSeq names its product lectin L6-like. The transcript is spliced from 5 exons. Bases 91 to 885 code for a protein of 264 amino acids. Lineage: Eukaryota; Metazoa; Mollusca; Gastropoda; Architaenioglossa; Ampullariidae. The record is from RefSeq and is a predicted model, not a curated record.